AUGUCGACUUUCGGUGACUACUUCCGAGUAACCACGUAUGGAGAAUCACACUGUCGCUCAGUCGGCUGCAUCGUCGACGGAUGUCCUCCGGGCAUGCAAUUGACUGAAGACGACAUCCAACCCCAGAUGACCCGAAGACGACCAGGACAAUCUGCACUAACGACUCCCCGAAACGAGAAGGACAAGGUAGAAAUCCAAUCAGGAACGGAGUUUGGAGUAACGCUCGGAACUCCCAUUGGUCUCGUUGUACGCAAUGAAGAUCAGCGACCAAAAGACUAUGGCGGCCAGACAAUGGACCUCUACCCCCGACCCAGUCACGCGGAUUUCACUUAUCUGGAGAAAUAUGGAGUCAAGGCGAGCAGUGGUGGUGGCAGGAGUAGUGCGAGAGAGACCAUCGGGAGAGUUGCCGCUGGCGCUAUCGCAGAGAAAUACCUAUCACUAGCACAUGGAGUUGAGAUCGUCGCCUUCGUCACAUCUGUAGGAUCAGAGCAUCUCUUCCCACCCACCGUCGAGCACCCAACGCCAUCAACGAACCCAGAUUUCCUAGCCCUGAUCUCCAAGAUCACGAGGAAACAAGUCGACUCAUUCGUCCCCGUGCGCUGCCCUGAAGCAGGAGCCACAGAGCGCAUGACGAAAGUAAUUGAGAAAUUCCGCGACGCAAGCGACAGCAUUGGCGGUACCGUCACCUGCGUGAUCCGGAACUGUCCGAUCGGCCUCGGCGAACCCUGCUUCGACAAGCUAGAAGCCUCGCUCGCACACGCGAUGUUAAGCAUUCCCGCGACCAAAGGGUUUGAAAUUGGCUCGGGCUUCGGCGGCUGCGAGGUCCCGGGCUCGACGCACAAUGAUCCUUUUGUCAAAGCGCCUGUCAUCGAUGCCAACGGAAAGAAGACCAACCGCUCGAAACUCGUCACCAAGACAAAUAACUCCGGCGGUAUUCAGGGCGGCAUCUCCAACGGUCAGGACAUCUACUUCCGCGUUGCAUUCAAACCGCCUGCCACGAUCGGUCAGGCCCAACAGACUGCUACCUAUGAUGCCGAGGAGGGCACUUUGGAGGCCAAGGGAAGACACGAUCCGUGUGUGGUGCCUCGUGCUGUGCCCAUUGUUGAGGCCAUGUCUGCAUUGGUGGUGAUCGACGCGCUUAUGGCUCAGCAGGCGAGGGAAACUGCAAGGAGUCUGCUGCCACCAUUGAAGACCACCUUGCCCACCAAGGAGACGGGGACGUCAGCCACGCCUGAGAAGAUUGCUAAACACCUCAAUGGGACCGCCAGUUGA
Molecule: messenger RNA, 1272 nt
Organism: Exophiala bonariae
Lineage: Eukaryota; Fungi; Ascomycota; Eurotiomycetes; Chaetothyriales; Herpotrichiellaceae
Gene: ARO2
Product: bifunctional chorismate synthase/riboflavin reductase [NAD(P)H] aro2
Exons: 2
Coding region: 1-1272 (423 amino acids)
Biological process (GO): aromatic amino acid biosynthetic process; chorismate biosynthetic process
Cellular component (GO): cytosol
Molecular function (GO): FMN binding; chorismate synthase activity
Source: RefSeq, a predicted model, not a curated record